UGUUAGUAAGUAUCUCGCGGUGCCAAGACGGUCCAAGUUACUUCUCAAGAUGGUCAAUUUUGAGUUCGCUAAAAAACCAACUCGAAACAGGUUGCUUCUGCUAUUCGUCCACGGAUAAAACGUUAUUCUCGUUAAUCUGUCUCCUUGGUUGACAACCACGUUGUUCUUGCAACCCUAGACGCAACCCUAGACUACUUCAUUGUAAGUACGCCAUGGCAGAUGUCGAAUACCUGCAAAGCAUUGUCCAAAGACAUGCCGAUUUUCCCAAGAAGGGAAUCGACUUCCUUGACAUUUUCCCCAUCCUCCGCGACCCUCUUGCGUUCGAAACACUCAUAACCCAUUUUGUCCAUCACAUCACGUCGCAAACUAUACCGAAAUCACUGCGCAAGAAGGUCGAUGUCGUAGUCGGCCUAGACGCCCGAGGCUUCCUCAUCGGACCUAUCAUCGCAUUGCGACUCGGAGCAGCUUUCGUACCCGUGCGCAAAAAGGGGAAGCUACCGGGCGAGUGUGUCUCCGCGACCUACGAGAAAGAGUAUGGUGCCGAUACCUUCGAAAUGCAAUCAGACGCGAUCCAACCUGGGCAGUCUGUGAUCGUUGUAGAUGAUUUGAUCGCCACCGGGGGCUCUGCCAAGGCCGCUGGCGAGCUCGUCAAGAGGAGAGGCGGAGUGACAAUCGAGUAUCUCUUCAUCAUCGAGAUAAUGUUCCUGAAGGGCUACCAGAGUCUGGAUGCCCCCGCCUACUCCAUUAUUCAAAAUUUGGAUUGAGUUCCAGGGCGCCUCAUUUAUUAAUAUUCUUAUGUCGGAAAUAGAUACCCGCUCCUACAUAUGAUUAGUGUUGUGAAUUACACAGAUCGAUUAGACCCAGGCUGACUUAUGCUUGA
This is a messenger RNA of Suillus paluster, 880 nucleotides long. RefSeq names its product phosphoribosyltransferase-like protein. Gene Ontology annotation, cellular component: cytoplasm. Gene Ontology annotation, biological process: AMP salvage; adenine salvage. The record is from RefSeq and is a predicted model, not a curated record. Lineage: Eukaryota; Fungi; Basidiomycota; Agaricomycetes; Boletales; Suillaceae. Bases 213 to 764 code for a protein of 183 amino acids. The transcript has 4 exons. Gene Ontology annotation, molecular function: adenine phosphoribosyltransferase activity; AMP binding; adenine binding.